Meloidogyne enterolobii is the source of this 279-nucleotide messenger RNA. The record is from the annotation of a GenBank genome assembly. NCBI's taxonomy places the organism in Eukaryota, Metazoa, Nematoda, Chromadorea, Rhabditida, Meloidogynidae.
AUGUCACAUUUCUUUAACAAAAAUAAUAAAGUUGAUCAUUCAUUCUUAAAUAAUUUUAGAGGAAUGCCUUUUAAUCCUCCCAAUUUGAACAAUCACCAAAUGGGUAUUUUUAUGGCCGCCUCGAUAGGCAAUUAUGCUCUAGUUCAGGAAUAUAUACUUAACAACAACGAGUCUGUAAACUUCAGAAACAGACAUGGAUGGACUCCGCUUAUGUAUGGGGCACAAGCUGGAAAUAUUGAAGUUUGUAGGCUUCUUCUGGACAAUGAGGCAAACCCCUAA